GCCACGCUGGCUUCCUUCGCCCCGAGGGUGCCGACAACCAGGCGAUCGGAGUUCGGUUCGUCCCGGCGUGCGUCUCGCUGGUAUGCCAGCUCAAGCGAUGUAGUCACCAAGGGUGACGCCGAGCUGGCGACGUAUCGGUGGAACGGCAUGGAGUGCGCGUACAGGCGCCGCGGGAACAGCGGCAAACCGGUGGUGCUCAUUCACGGCUUCGGCGUCAGCUCCUUCCAGUACCGCGAGCAGCUCAGCGCGCUGUCCAAGAACAACAAGGUGUACGCGCUCGACCUCGUGGGCUUCGGGAAGUCUGAUCAGCCCGAUUUGGAGUACUGCAUGGAGUUCUGGAGGGAUCAGGUGGUCGACUUUGUGGACAACGUCGUGGGCGAGCCCGCUGUGCUGGUUGGCAACUCGAUCGGCAGCCUCACUGCUAUCCACGCCGCUGCAAAGAAGCCGGAAUGUACCACGGGCAUCGUGCUCCUAAACUGCGCGGGCGGGAUGAAUAACAAGGUCAAGCGCAUGCCGGGGGAUUUCGACGGGUUCGGAUGGCAGUACAAGGCGGUGAUCCCCAUCUUCAACGUCGUCCUCGCCAUCAUUGACUUCGUGCUGAAAACGCCGGUGGCCAAGCCUCUGUUUGACAACGUUCGAAACGAGGAGAGCGUGAGGAACGCUCUGAAGGGGGUGUAUAAGGAUUCUUCUAGGGUCGACGAUGCGCUCGUGCAGUCCAUCUGUACGGCUGCCGAACGGGAGGGUGCCUUUGGCGCUUUCGUGAGGAUACUGACAGGCCCUCCAGGACCUCGUCCGGAGGAGCUGAUGCCGAAUGUGAAGUGCCCGAUGCUGAUACUCUGGGGCGAUAACGACACGAUCACGCCCCCUGAUUUCCCCCUUGGGCAGUACUUCAUGAAGCUACCCGACAAUCGCCCUAACACCACCCUGAAGGUUUUCGAGGGAGAGGGUCACUGUCUUCAGGAUGACAAUCCGGGAGCGGUGAACCCCGUGAUAAAGGAGUGGGUCGCUGCGUUGUAAGAAGUUUGUGAGAGUUGUGGGUUUGAGUGUAUUUAUCCAAGAAGCCAUCCUUGCGAGCCCACGUUUCCGUAUUCGGAUGCGCGCUUGUCUCUGUUGACUUUUUUACCCC
Molecule: messenger RNA, 1126 nt
Organism: Micromonas commoda
Lineage: Eukaryota; Viridiplantae; Chlorophyta; Mamiellophyceae; Mamiellales; Mamiellaceae
Exons: 1
Coding region: 148-1017 (289 amino acids)
Biological process (GO): chlorophyll metabolic process
Cellular component (GO): chloroplast
Molecular function (GO): chlorophyllase activity
Source: RefSeq, a predicted model, not a curated record